Messenger RNA from Colletotrichum higginsianum IMI 349063, 1119 nucleotides. RefSeq lists its product as uncharacterized. The transcript has a single exon. Lineage: Eukaryota; Fungi; Ascomycota; Sordariomycetes; Glomerellales; Glomerellaceae. The record is from RefSeq and is a predicted model, not a curated record. Bases 1 to 1119 code for a protein of 372 amino acids.
AUGAAAACUGACGAUUUCAGCAAACACUUACCAGACCUCCUCGAUCACCCGGCCGCCUUGCCAUCCGCCCCAGCCAGUUCGGGGAAGGUCAAAGCCGUCAUGGACUUACUCGACGUAGUCGACAGUGCCGUCGUCCAGUUCAAUGACUCUUCGGGAGGAGAUUCGCCUCUGUCUGUCUGUCACUUUCCCGGAGAAGUACUCUUCACGGGAAUCGAAAUUCUUACAGACCAGUCAGGACAGCAAGAGAAGGAGGGGGGAAGCGACGGACAGAUGUCGCCUUGCUCUUCUGGAGCUCGGAUGGUCGGCCAGCACAAGAAGCAGUGUGAGAAGCCCGUCACAACCGUGGCAACGAAACAGACAAGACUGCUCGCGGGUUCGUCCGCUCUGCCUGUCGAGAAGCCCAGUGCUCCUAUCUUCGGUCGAUCAGCGGCCCCGAAGCCGGUUCACAAGGGCCUUGUAGACCCGUUUCCAAUCCGUGCCCCGCGAACCCCUCUGAUCACGCGAUCGAAUGCGCCGUCUGUGAGCGAUUGCUCAGAGACAGUCAGAUGCCAAUCUCUUACUCACCAGGCCGGUCUCAUCUACCCGGGCAGCUUUUCGCCCGAGAUGGAACAGUCCCGGAGCGCCGACUCGGAUGGCGAAGAUGGCUUGCGCCUUCCCAGACUCCGCGGCCCUUCCUGGUCACCAUUAACAGAACCUCCCACAUCUCCGGUUGAGCCAAUGGACGACAUCAUUGGCGAAGGUGUCGUUCAUCGUCCAUCUCCUUCUUCUGAACCAGUCUCAACAGCCGGACAACAGGAACGUCCCCAGACUCCCCCGCCGAAGAUCACGGGACAGAAAAGAGUCGACAGCCGUUCACUUCGCACUCCCUUACCUCGAAUGUCCAACAAACCUAAUCACCGCACCUCCCCCCAUCGAACCAGAGGGAAAAACGGACGGAUGCACAACCGUCAGGGCCGUCAGCGAACAGCUCCCACUCGCUGGUCGCCAGUCGUGCUGUGGUCUCCCAACCGCAAAGCGUCUUUCCACUACGACGUACAGCAGAGGAUUGCUGCUGCCACCCGGGGAACGCACAUCGACAAUGGGCUUCUUAAGGUCACUGUCGACUAUUUCGAUAUCUAG